Molecule: messenger RNA, 834 nt
Organism: Iphiclides podalirius (scarce swallowtail)
Lineage: Eukaryota; Metazoa; Arthropoda; Insecta; Lepidoptera; Papilionidae
Source: the annotation of a GenBank genome assembly
AUGGGUUCACACGGCGUAGCUAAGUGGCGUUGGUGGGUCGUGGUGGUGGCUUGGACAUGGGGUGCCGCUGCCCGCACGCUGUGCCCAGCGCGCUGUGCUUGCGACGAUGCCCUGCGCGCGGCAUCUUGCGCCAACGCCAGUCUCGAGAUUGUGCCCAUCCAGCUCAACCCCGAGGCAACACACAUCAACCUCACCCACAACUCUAUAAGCAAUCUCCUCUAUACUUUCCCGUUUUACACGCAAUUAACAGUUCUUGACAUUUCGCAUAACAAAAUACAAGACUUAGGGAGGGAGUGUGAAAUGAACAUGAAAAAAAGUGACAACUCUAGUGUCAUACUAAAAAUAGACUACGAGGACGUGAAAUGUGCUGCGCCUGAACAUUUGAAGGGAGAUCUACUCGUGCCAAUUCUUGAGUCGGAAUUCGGAUGUUCAAAUGGUUGGGUUAUAGUAGCAGUCAUUGUUAUGACUGUGAGCAUUAUAAUCAGCUUAGUCGGUGGAGGGUUAUACUUUAUGGGGCCCUUGAAAAAAUGCAAAGGCGACAAAUCGAAGCAGGUCAUGACGAGUGUAAUGUUAAACAGUGAUGUGUCAAAACUGGGAAAUGGGUUGGGAUAUUCAACGCGAAGUAGAGAACAGGAGAACAAGAGAGACGUGGAUCGAUACUUAAUGAUAGGUUCAUCCGUUACGAAUAACUUCCAUUCCCUUAACCCUCCUUGGCACAGUGUGGAUAAAAAUCCUUAUUACCAGGAGGAUAGUGAAGAACAUAUUUACCAACAGUUUGCGUACGAGACUAUUCCUCAUCACAGAACCCCGGAGAAACCACACAUAGUGUAUGUU